This is a messenger RNA of Brassica napus (rape), 1000 nucleotides long. Its product is annotated as chlorophyll a-b binding protein 2.1, chloroplastic. The record is from RefSeq and is a predicted model, not a curated record. Gene Ontology annotation, cellular component: plastoglobule; chloroplast envelope; chloroplast thylakoid membrane. Gene Ontology annotation, biological process: response to light stimulus; photosynthesis, light harvesting in photosystem I. Lineage: Eukaryota; Viridiplantae; Streptophyta; Magnoliopsida; Brassicales; Brassicaceae. The transcript has 2 exons. Bases 106 to 903 code for a protein of 265 amino acids.
AUCCCCAAACAUUACCUUCUCCGUUAUAAAACCCAUUUGGUUUCACUCCUUUCUCAACUCACACUCUCUCUUCAAUCCUUCUAGUUAAGAAGACUUGGAUAAGAAAUGGCCACGUCAGCAAUCCAGCAAUCCUCCUUCGCUGGCCAAACGGCCCUCAAGCCCUCCAACGAUCUCCUCCGCAAGGUCGGUGUCUCCGGCGGCGGCCGCGUCACCAUGCGCCGCACCGUCAAGUCCACUCCUCAGAGCAUCUGGUACGGACCAGACCGUCCCAAGUAUUUGGGACCGUUCUCCGAGAACACACCAUCCUACCUAACUGGAGAAUACCCCGGAGACUACGGCUGGGACACCGCCGGGCUCUCCGCUGACCCAGAGACAUUCGCUAAGAACCGUGAGCUCGAAGUAAUCCACAGCAGAUGGGCAAUGCUGGGAGCUCUAGGCUGCACAUUCCCCGAGAUUCUCUCCAAGAACGGAGUCAAAUUCGGAGAAGCCGUGUGGUUCAAGGCAGGAUCCCAGAUCUUCUCAGAAGGAGGCCUCGAUUACCUCGGAAACCCUAACUUGAUCCACGCGCAAAGCAUCCUAGCCAUCUGGGCUUGUCAAGUUGUUCUCAUGGGCUUCAUCGAAGGGUACAGAAUCGGAGGUGGUCCUCUCGGAGAAGGUCUUGACCCGCUUUACCCCGGAGGUGCGUUCGACCCGUUGAAUCUGGCGGAGGACCCAGAGGCCUUCGCUGAGUUGAAGGUUAAGGAGCUCAAGAACGGACGUCUUGCCAUGUUCUCGAUGUUUGGAUUCUUUGUUCAAGCCAUUGUUACUGGUAAAGGUCCCAUCGAGAACUUGUUUGAUCACUUGGCAGAUCCUGUGGCUAACAACGCCUGGUCUUACGCUACCAACUUUGUCCCUGGAAAGUGAUUAAUUAUCGUAUGGAUUUGCUUCACCGUCUUAUCUACUUUGUAAAACCCAUUAAUGUAUUGUUCGUGUUUAUGUACUUAGUGACUGGCUCUUUUCA